This is a messenger RNA of Aspergillus costaricaensis CBS 115574, 450 nucleotides long. RefSeq lists its product as uncharacterized. Lineage: Eukaryota; Fungi; Ascomycota; Eurotiomycetes; Eurotiales; Aspergillaceae. The record is from RefSeq and is a predicted model, not a curated record. The coding region runs from base 1 to 450 and encodes 149 amino acids. The transcript has 2 exons.
AUGGACUCUGACGCAGAGGCCUGCAACGCAGCCCGUUGCCUGCCAAGAAGGUAUCGUCCUGCACCUACUGGGGGACAGAUGGCGUCUGUGCUCCUCCGCCUCGACAGCGACCGGCCGAAAGGCUUGCGAGGGGGGUUGCACCGGUUUCAAGGUUCUCACCCGGAUUCUGUGGCGUUUGCAGCUCACGCUCGCCAAUCCGAGCUAUGCGAAACCGGUUGGAAUGUAUUUCUCGACUGGCUGCUUCAACAUCCUAUCAAACAAGCAGCAGUCGAUCGUUUUAGAAAACAUGAACCUCGCUGGCAACAUGAGGGGAGGGUGGACAGAGAAACAAUGACGACAAACUCCACGCUAGUCGUUACAUCCCAUCUCCAGACCAAUGUGGUCCUCGAGCGGCCUGCAUCCGUGACAGACCGUGGUUACACAUCUGCCGGCACGCACGACUGGCGCUAA